UGAUAAUUCAGAUAUAAUUCAAAUCCUAAUUGCCGCUAGUGAACUUAGUCUUCAAGAAUUAAUCCCAUAUUUACAAUCCUUUUUGAUCGAAAAUAAAGCGAAUUGGAUGAAACAAAAUUUUAAUUUGAUAUAUCAAACAAGCUUUGAAAAUGAUUCUUUUUAUGAACUUCAAAAAUAUUGUACUGAUUUAAUGACAAAAGAGCCAAUUAAGAUAUUUAACUCAUUAAAUUUCUCCUCAAUUCCAGAAAAACUUUUAAUCACAAUAAUUCAAAAUGAUAAUCUUCAAAUGAGUGAAAUUCAAGUUUGGGAACAUAUUCUUAAAUGGGGACAUGCACAACAUCCAGAACUUCCUUCUAAUGUUACAAACUAUUCGAAAGACGAUUUAACAUUUUAAAGGGUACUUUACAACAAUUUAUUCCAUUUAUUAAAUUCUACUAUUUAACUUCUAAAGAAUUUACAGAUAAAGUAUUACCUUAUA
Rhizophagus irregularis DAOM 181602=DAOM 197198 is the source of this 478-nucleotide messenger RNA. The record is from RefSeq and is a predicted model, not a curated record. Lineage: Eukaryota; Fungi; Glomeromycota; Glomeromycetes; Glomerales; Glomeraceae.